GCUAGCUACCGGAUCAUAUGCUUAAUGAUGCUGGUAUCGGCCUGAAGGUUGCGUUGAGCUAUUGACUUCGGACUAGCACUACCGCUGACUAACUACCUAGGCGUCUCUAACGCUGCUACUAGGAGAAACAUGUAAUGAAGUACUGUGCUCCCCACUGCUUGCCGAUUGAAGCUCACACGGGACCCCAUGGCGUGUCACUAUGGCCGCAAUACCAGCCGGUCUGGCUGAGUGCAUGACAUUGCAAUUUUCUGCAAUGCACCAAAAUUUCAACCUUCUCAUGGAAGGCUUCCCAGUGAGGACCAAAUACGGACCCAUUUUCAUUUAUAUUUGUGUCUUUUAAAAGAACUGCGGAUUCGUUUUUGCUCGCUCAGCAAUUUUUAUACUACUACUACUACCAGCAAUGACGUUCCUAAUGUACAGAUAGCAGUAAAAGUUUGUAUACCGACGUGCACCUUUGGUAAGGACGACGAUUGGCGUUUCUCAAGACGCCCAAGUGCUGUGUCAAAGACCUCCUGAUUUUGAAGACGUAGCCCUUAACGAUAGGAGGUGACGACGAGUUGUGCAUGUACGUGCUUGGCCGUCGUUCUGUCUCAUGUUGUGCUGAGUGGAUCUUGCGAGGAUGGGCUGUGGGGCGAGUAAGGUUCAACCAAAGGGGGAGCCGCCGAGGGUGACAGCAGAUUGGAACCCCGGCACAGGCGAUCGGCCUUUUACGCUCGGACAGACUAAGCCCAGUGCCAUCAUGUGCAACGCCGAAACCCAGGCAGCGAUACGGGACGUACAAGAUCGAUGCGUUCAAGCAGAUUAUCCGGGUUCGUGCUCUUCCGAAGAAGAUCUCGUUGAGAUAAUGUGGUGCAGUGAAGACGACUGGCAACCUUACAGUCAUUGGCAUUGGGUAGAGGAAAUCGUUACCACCACUCACCUUCAUCUUAAGGAUAUCGGAAUCAUUGACGCCGCUGUACAGACCCUUCGACAGGAUCACCAUGCGACAAAUCGGCAAAUUCAAACAUUACUACACCGAUGUGAGAAAACCGACAUAGAGCCGUUCGGACAGCGUACGAUUUCCGAGACUCUCCCAUUAUCUCAGAACGGAUCACGAGCAGAUCUACGAAAAGGAAGCCUUCAGUCGGCUAACCAAACAAAAAGCGAGAUCGACAAAGCUAUGCCGGUGCACAGCCUUGAUGGCAAUCUAAAAAACAAUGGCGAAACGGGAACUGGGAAAGAUGCUAGUAAAGGAGAAGGAAGAAAUCGUUGUACCAGUAAGAAACAACAGCAACAGAAUCAACUGGAGGAGCACCAGAAGGAACUGAACCGUGUAGAGUCCGCAGAACACGAGUUUUCCAUUGAGGAUGUCGUCGAGUCGCCCACUCCCCAAAAGUGUAUGGUCGGUGAAAACGAUACUAAGGCUCUGUCCGACCUCGAGGAUUGGGUAUGCGAUGUGACAUCGGACUUCGAGGGGCAAACGGAGCCCAUCGCAAGGGCCCCCGCUGCGAACGCUCUCGGAGUCACCGAAGAGGAACUGCAUUUCAUUCAACAAGAGCUCGACCAUGCGCACGACUCGUUAUCGCAGGGCAGUGUGCAGGAUAGUUUUAACGGCAGCAGUAGUGUCAAGUCUGCAGGACGCCUUCUCGAAGAGGAUUACUUGGAAAAGGCGGCUGCAGGUUGUGGCUCUAGGGCCGGAACCUUGUCUCCCAUAAGCAAUAGGUUGGCGACGAUCGCGGAGAAACGCGAAAUCGCUGUACAAACGUUAAACGAUGUGACCACGGACGAGGCAGCCGAAUUCGCGGCAAGGCCCCCACCCUGUAAGAAGAAGGAGCUUAUACCGCUUCAGGGAAUCUUCUCCGAUAUUGAUAAAUACGCAUGCAAUGUUCCAUCAGAGAUCGAACGCGGUGGUAUUGAAGACCUGGUGAAUUAUUUGAUGGUUAAAUCACGAAACGACCUCUUCAAAGUUCGCGUCAUCUUCCGGUGGAUUGCCAACAAUAUUUCAUUUGAAUGGAAGUAUGUGGAUGAGAAGCUUACUCCCGAAAAAGUUCUCCUGAAAAAAAAGGGCGUCUGCAAGGAUUAUUGCAGUCUGUUUUGCGAAAUGUGCAGGUGUGCCGGCAUCCGCGUUAAGCAGAUACAAGGAUUUGCUAAGGGGCACGACUACCGACCGGAACAUCAGUUCUCGCCGGGAAGUGACGUGCCACACGCAUGGAAUGCCGUGUUCCUCUUCGGCAGCUGGCGACUCGUAGACGUCACGUGGGGCAGCGGCUUCACGGACCACACGGGCUCGUUUCAGAGGAAACUCAACGAGCACUUCUUCCUAACUGACCCUGAGGCGCUUAUAUGGACCCAUUUUCCUUACGACGAGUUAGAAGCCAACUACGAAAGAUGGCAAUUACUCGAUGUGCCAAUGGAUCUGGCUACGUUCAAUUCCCUUCCUAAGGUGACGCCGCACUUUUUCCAAUUUUCAAUGAAGAUACGCUCGAAGAUCCAAAACCCGGUCGAGUUCCGCGUACGAAGCGAUAUUCGAAUAGCAAGCCACGAGCAUAUGCGAUUCAAAUUUAAAUUAUACCCCUCCGAAGAAGUCGAAAAUUCAAUAUUGAAUAACUAUGUGUUUUGUCACUUGGUGGAGGACCGCCUUGUGGGUUGCUUUGGAAUAACGCCGCCCACCGAAGGCAGAUACUACUUUAAGGUGUACGCGCGUCCGGAACGUGAUAUGGGCAAAGACGACGCUUCGUUGCAAAACGUGGCAGUCUUUCUUCUGAACUGCACACGCGCACGCAAAUAUUUAAUACCGUAUCCUCCCAACGAGGUUCCAUGGGGUCCUACGCAAACAUUCUAUGACUACAACAUGAAACUCGUCAAUCAAAAUGGGCCAGUGAUCGUUUCGUGGGGCGGAAAACGCAAAUUGCAAAUCGACUCGGCAGAAGCAAUGCUUAUUACUCAUCAAGUGCUUAAUGCCGACGGACAAGAAGUCGACACUACCGGUAUGCUAUCACGCGAGGACAAGGACAAACGUAUCACAUUCGUGCUUACCCCGGUACGGGUGGGCUACUUCAAGCUGAUUCUAUUUGGAAUGCCCAAGCCUAAACAGAAGGGCAAAUGGCGGCUUCCGCUCAUUGCCACUUUCCUUAUCGACUGCAAACUCACUAGACUGGUUUUUGACGAAGAGCUGCGAUUGGCGCACCAUCGAAAGCCAGGGGAUCCAGAUCCCGAUGAAGACAAAGAAGACAAGGAUGGUAAAAAAAAGAAGAAGAAAAAGAAGAAAUGAAAAAAAAAACUGUCGAAAUGAAGGAAACACGAGCCGACAAGAGACGUUCAACAUGAGUAGAAAAAUGAAUAGGCUUAAUUUGACAUUCAUAGUUAUACCCUACUUCAGCUAAUAUUUGAAGAUCCUAAUCAUCAGCUUGGUUACUUGGGGGUCAUUAGGUUGACAUCGUAGCUUUUAACAAAGACGAAAACGACUUUUCAGGUUUGAGACUGCCGACGAGCAUGUUAAUUGUGACAUUAGCAGAUGUUGUCAUGAGGAAAGCAUGUCGAAAGCAGUAGCAUUUUUCGUGUGCUAUGUCAUUAAAAAAAAAAAACUUUAUUUAUUUGCCUUUUUCAUAUUUUCGUACAUAACACAAUGUGCUCCUCAAGCAAGAGGGCGAAAAAUUGAGGCGACCCACUUGCUCUGGAACUGAUCGUUCGACUGAUUGCAUCUAAUUCAAGUUAGCGAUUUAUAACGGUUCAAAAAGGCUACUUUUGUAAUAAAUGGUGCUCCAAAAGCUAACUUCCUUACUAGUCGCCUACAACAUUGUUUGCUUCUAUUUGUUGUUGUUAUUGUUAUUAUUUAGACUGAUCCUUAACGAAAUGAUACGAUCGGCAUACCACCGAAAACCAGGGUACCCAGAUCUCGAUGAAGACAAGGAUCUCUUUUUUUGUGUGCCGCACUGUCAGCGUACGUACGCUUUAAGCAAUCUUUAUAUAGAGCUCAGGUGCGAUUCAUUGUUCGAACGGUGUUUUACUUUAAGAACCGGCCUGUAGGUCUUAUA
Varroa destructor (honeybee mite) is the source of this 4013-nucleotide messenger RNA. RefSeq names its product hillarin-like. The record is from RefSeq and is a predicted model, not a curated record. NCBI's taxonomy places the organism in Eukaryota, Metazoa, Arthropoda, Arachnida, Mesostigmata, Varroidae. Gene Ontology annotation, cellular component: cytoplasm.